AUGAAGAAGAUCUGCAGAUUAGAGCUUCUAAGUGCUAAAAAGAUUCGAUCUUUCAGCUCCAUUCGAGAAGAGGAGCUUAGUCGUAUUACUAAGGUUUUUGAAUCGAAAGCCGGAGUCAACUUCACGGAAAUGACUGUGGAGAUGGUGAAUAAUGUGAUAUGCAAGGCUAUGUUGGGAUAUUCUUACAAAGACCAGGCUACACUGAUCGAGCUAUUGCUUGAUGUGUUGAAAACUUUGAGUGCUUUCAAUCUAGCAUCGUAUUAUCCCCGUCUACAGUUUCUUAACGUGAUUUUGGGGAAGAAAGCCAAGUGGUUGAAGAUUCAUAAAAAGCUUGAUGGCAUCUUGGAAGAUGUGUUAAAGGAACAUAGAGCUAGAGGAAGAAACAAUAACCAUCAGGAAGAUCUAGUUGAUGUCCUGUUGAGGGUGAAGGAGACCGGUGACAUGGAUUUCAAGCUCACGGACGAACAUGUCAAAGCCAUUGUUAUGGAUAUGUUGGCUGCUGGAACUGAUGCAUCUUCGACAACACUUGAAUGGGAGAUGGCGGAACUCAUGAGGAACCCUCAGAUUAUGAAGAGAGCACAGGCAGAAGUGAGAUCAGCGGUGAAGGGAGACACAAUCACGGAAACCGAUGUACAGAGUUUGCAUUACCUGAAACUAAUAGUAAAGGAAACAUUGAGGUUACAUGCUCCUACACCAUUGUUAGUACCCAGAGAAUGCCGGCAUGACAUCAACGUCGGCGGAUAUGAUAUUCCGGCCAAGACUAAGAUAAUAGUAAGCGCCUGGGCUUGUGGAACAGACCCUGAUAGUUGGGAAGAUGCCGAAAGCUUCUUUCCAGAGAGAUUUGAGAACUGCCCGAUCAAUUACAUGGGUGCAGAUUUUGAGUUCAUUCCAUUUGGUGCUGGCCGGAGAAUUUGCCCAGGAAUCAGGGCGGAUCUUCUUUAA
Messenger RNA from Lactuca virosa, 942 nucleotides. The record is from the annotation of a GenBank genome assembly. Lineage: Eukaryota; Viridiplantae; Streptophyta; Magnoliopsida; Asterales; Asteraceae.